Messenger RNA from Ictalurus punctatus (channel catfish), 4502 nucleotides. RefSeq lists its product as uncharacterized. Lineage: Eukaryota; Metazoa; Chordata; Actinopteri; Siluriformes; Ictaluridae. The coding region runs from base 194 to 2467 and encodes 757 amino acids. Gene Ontology annotation, biological process: regulation of apoptotic process. The record is from RefSeq and is a predicted model, not a curated record. The transcript has 8 exons.
CGGAUAGUAAUUCGUGGUUCCCGAUAGUACCGAAAUCUAUAGCUUUAUAAAUCGGUUGCUGAAGAGAUUAUUAAGUUUGAACCUUUUCCCGUAGUUUAGCGACAACUUCCAGGAAGUGAAGAGCUUUUUUGUUUCAACCACCCUCUCGGGCCUUUUAGAAGUUGAGCCGUGUAGAUGACCUUGAGGCCUGACCAUGGCGUCCCACCCUCAGACGUGCCCUGAUUUAGGUUCGAGACACAGGCAGUCGGUGAAGGCUCAGCUGUUGGCGUCUCAGCAGCUCCUGGUGGCGUCUCUGUAUAACUUGGCGCCUCUGUUAGACUGCAUCCUGGCUGCAGGUCUGCUGUCUCAGGAUAACUACCACGAGGUGAAGGCGGAAAAGACGCCACAGAAGAGCGCUCGCAAGCUGCUGGAGAUUGUUCAGGGUCAGAUGGACGAGAACGGAGCUGUGCGCUUCCUGGAGUGUCUGCGGGAAUGUAAGCAGCAUUACCCACGUCUGCGCAGCUGGCUGGCUGUUGAAACAGAGAUCCAGCGUGGACCCACAGAGCUGAAACUGCAGGCUCAGUUCUCUUGCCUGUGCAGCCGCCUGGGCUUCUCCGUGCUGCCUGUGUCUCUGGCUCUGUUCUCCAGCGGCACCCUCACACAGUUCGAUCUGGAGCAGAUCCAGGCGGCGCCGACCUCCACGCAGCAGAGCCAGACCCUGCUGACCAUCUGCCUUGCUAAAGGAGAGACGGCAUGCAAGAGCUUUUAUACGGCGCUGUACGACGAAGACCCUCAGCUCGCCGAAGACAUAAACGUCAGUAGUUCGUUAAAGGAUCUGUCACUGAACAGCAAAGACGUCAGCAACAUCGGCUUGGCAGUAGAGGAGUCGCGAGACACAGCAGCAGGACACCUGCCUUACUCAGGAGUGCUACAGCAGGUGAGAGCUCAGCUAGAUGUGGCUGUGGGAGAUGAGGCCAGGCUGAACGUGUGCGAGCUGGGGGUUGCAGUGGGCCUGCCACGUCGCACAGUCAAAGAGUGUCUUCUAGACGGGGUGAGCUUAGACGACGUGGCCCAGCUGGAGGCGCUGGUGGCUCUGUUCGUGGAAAAGACUCAGGAUGCAGACCGGCUCCUCAGCAGAGUGGCUGAAGUUGAGAUUCGAAGCGUGCAGCUCUCUGAGCGAGGCUGUUUGUCUCUGAAGCUCCUGCAGGACGCUUACGCCCUCAUCCGCAGUGGGAGCCACAGUCACUGCCACAGCUGGGAUUAUCUGCGUGAUCACAAUGACCUGCACGGCCCAGACUGUGGUGAGGAUUGCACGUUGUGGACCAUCUUCAGCUUCCUGGUGUGGGACUGCCUGGCCGAGGCGGUGGAGGAACCCAAGAUGAAGCCCAGCGGCGGCCUGGCUGCGAUGCUUCAGCAGCUGCACGACUGCACUCGAGUGGACACGUCUCUCCUGCAGGAGCUGGAGCAGUGCUGGACUGAAGGAGGAACUGAGAACCUGCUCCAGAGCAUCAGGGUUCUGGCGCAAAUCCUGAGAGACCUGCACCCGCUACACGCCGGUCUCCAUCUGUCGAGUCCUGUGGAGGGUUUGUACUCCUGCUGGACCCAGCUUCACAGGGUCACAUCUUUUCAAGGCGUGUCAGUCCGAGCCAUUCGGAAAGUUCUGAACGGCGUUGCGGCUGCCUCGACGCAGCAGGACGCGACUCCUCGAGCUCAAGAGUACAGAGAGGUGUGUGUUUAUGUCGCAAGACUGUUAGAUACGGUGCAAACAGAAAGGAACAUGAGAGAUUUCACAAACUCCUCCAUUGCUCAAAUCACCCAGCACAUCCGUCUUGUUCUCGCCGGACCUGCUUUUAACUCACAGGCCUUCGAUGCAGGAGUUUGGAACCGCUUGAUGGCUCUGACAGAGUUUAAUCCUGCGCAGCUGGGCCUGGGCCCUCUCAUGCAGCUGCAUCAGGAGACCCUGUCUGACCUUAAGCGCUACCUCCAGCCAAGCGAGUGCCACAGUUUCCACUUCGUCCUGGAGUCCUUUUACAUGCUCGGGUUGUCGCGGCUGAUCUCGGUGAACAGCACCAGGGGGCCAGUGGCCAUCGACGAUGGCGUGGAGGAGGACUUUUAUUUCAAAAUAUCCGAGCCGGCUUGCUUCCUGGUGCGCCUGCACUACCUGGGUUACACGGAAAGCAAAGGGCACUUUGAAGUUCGCAAACCUCGUUGCGUGCGCGUUUCCCGGCUCAGUGAGGAAGGAUUACGGGUGAUGCAUAGCUUAAGCGGGGAGGUUUUAGCGCAGGAGGAUGAUAAAAUGUGGAUUAGAGAAAGUGGGAUUGGAUGGUGGGAGGAGCUGCAGCGUACAGCGCAGAGAUGUACCGUUCAGCUCCUGGAACAAGGCUGCUGUUUUGCGAUCACAACCUCAGAGUCCGAGUGCGAAGUUAAGUUUAUCUAUAGACGCGGGCGGCUGUGGGCCAUGCCACAGAGAGGAUGCAAGGUGCUUUGAAGCAGUCCCACGCCCUGACCACAAGGAGCAUAUAAUAUUUCAAACUACUUUCACAUAUGCAUUGUUUAGUCUGUUUAAAUGACACUCUAUUGUGUUGUCUCAGUACAUUUCUUUAGGUAGGUUCGAAAACAACAAUCGACCGGUCCGAGAUCGUCUGAGCAAGGUGGACUCAGUUCACUUUAAAGCGAACAAUUCGACUCUGAGUCGACUCACCUGCACUGCAGGAAGUGAAUCAAACAUACCGUGUAUUUGGUUUUUUUUUGUAGCUGCGAGUUGAGGCACAAACUGAGCCAAUGCAGAGAUGCUCAAGUACCAUGUGUUCUGGAUAUUUGGAGUGAUGGAAACAAAAAAUAAAUUAUUGAGCAGCGGCUCAAUAACGUGUUCUCCAUGCUCAUGGGAUUUUUGUUAUUUCUUUGUGCACUUGGUAACGGUUUGUUUACAUUUUAACGUCAUCAUAAUCAAUGAAAGCGGUUUAUGAGGACGUUUUCAGGUGUACACACCUUCAGCCAAUUUUAUUGAAUUUUUUUUGCUUUUUGGUUUGUUUCAUUACGUGUAAUAGGUUAGUCUCUCUCACCUAUUAUUCUUUCUAUACCUCCAAUAUCCACAUCAUUUGAAAUAUACCUUCUGGUAGGAUCUGGCUAGAGCAUUGGCAGCACUUGGCCCAAAUGUACUCAGAAUGUUCCUUAGACCCUCCCCAAUCAGUGUGCCAAAUUUCACAACUUUUUAACCAGAUGGUUCUAUGGGCUGCCAUAGACAGAAGAACAAGAAGAAAAGACAGAAAAACAAUAAGGUGCCUAUGUACCUUCAGUGCUUGGCCCCCUAACAACAAUAACAAUAAUAAUAAUAAUAAUAAUAAUAAUAACAACCACCACCACUCAUGCAGUGCUAACCCAAUUAUCGCUCCAUAUCAUGUUACAGUUUUGAAUUUCUACGAAUUACAUGCUACUAUUAAAGGGAAAAGUGUUCUGAUCACUGUUACAGCCAUACAAUCAAAUGUUUGUCUAAAAUUUAUUGACAUGUGCAAAAUUAAAAUCUAAAACAGCCAAGGAGACAAGAAUUAACAAAUGCAGGUAGUGUAACUGUAGCGUCGCGGCAGUCCUCCAGUCAGUCGAGCUAUGAGAAGUGAGCAGAAAGUGCGAACCAGCCUUCUCCUUUCAGUUUAUCCACCUGCACAAAGCACAAACACUAUGAUAGACGACAUGUUUUAUCUUGGAUCUCGGCUUAACUUAUCUUUUAGUAACGAUUUUUUUUAAUGCAAGUGUGAAUGCAAAAAACCCACAAUAAGAUAAAAAGAGGUCAAUGUUUUGCAAUCUGGUUUAAUUGGAAACAGCGUUGAAAUUCUGCAGCUGCGAACUUUGUUGUAUAAAAGUGUUUAAGUGGAUUUUUCUAAAAAGUCUUUUUCUGCAUCAAGGUGAUUUAAAACGGCCAACAAAAUUAUGGAUUUCGGUGCGAGGUUAUCGGCACAGAACACCAUAACAGGGUUGAGAAUGUGCGUGUUUGUGUUGUAGUUGUGUGUGAAAUGUGUGUACCUGUGUAUCAGCAGACUGCUUUUGUCUUCCCUCUACAUUUUGUGGAGAAACCGUGUCGGCUGACCUGCAGUAAAUAAAUAAAUAAAUAAACAAACAAACAAACAAACAAACAAACAAACAGGUUUGAAACCCUGAGCAGCUGCAGAGAAGCAUGCUGCUGAGCUUUAUAGCUUAUAGAACCACAUGCAGAGUGUGUUAAUGUGCAUGUGACCCACCUUCUGCUGUUUGUCCUGGCGUGAGAGGGCUGGGCCCUUUCAGGUACGGACGCGCACGCUUCAGGAGUCCGCCUUCCGACGACUGCAGAAAGAAUGGUUUCUCAUAUUUAUUUUCAGUUAUGAGCAAACGUACUGUACUGUACAUCAAAACCAUACAUUUGUUUUCAAUCACUUGUAUUACUGACCCCCAGGGAGUUUCCGUACUGUUUUAAUUUAGUUACGGUUGAGGAAAAUCACAACCAACUAUUAUCAAAGUUAUUAUAUUUAUUAUUAAAAUUAUAUCUACUUGUA